Molecule: messenger RNA, 2940 nt
Organism: Malaclemys terrapin pileata
Lineage: Eukaryota; Metazoa; Chordata; Testudines; Emydidae
Gene: TSTD2
Product: thiosulfate sulfurtransferase like domain containing 2
Exons: 11
Coding region: 294-1889 (531 amino acids)
Source: RefSeq, a predicted model, not a curated record
UCCAGUAAAGAGAGAGCAGAACCAUUUACCUUCCAGAGAAGGCAGAGAGAAGAGGGAGCCACAAAAUCCAUAGCCUGCUAUGCAGUAUUUAGCAUACGGAUCAGUCACACUUUCCAAUGAACUGGUCAGGGUUUUUGAAACCAUGAUUAUUUCGGUAUACCCCUAUCCAGCAAAACUUGUGAGAUAGGAAGAGAUCAUGGGGACUUACUGUUCUAAGCUUAGUUGAAAAUGUCUGUCUCUGAAAGCCUGGCAUAAAGAUCUCCAGACAGCUAUCUGAUCACAGAACAGGAUUUAUGCCUAACUGCAGUGACACAGCAAUGAUAUCUUCUUCUGUGCUGCUGGAUGGAGGAGAUGAAGUGGAGUGCAGUAUUUUAAGAUUUCCAGAUCUGGACUUGAAAGAUCCUCUUCCUUUGACAGCCAAAAGCAAUCUCAAAGCGGAAUCAGAUACCAGUGUCAGAAAGAAGUAUGCAUUUGCAAAGAAGAAGGCAUUUGCCCUCUUUGUCAAAGCAAAGGAAGUGCAUGUCACAGCUAGCUGCCCUCCAGCUACGUGCAGAGUGGGACUGGGGUGGAAAUGCUGCGGACAAACCUUUAACGACCUCACCGGCAUUCACAUACACGUCGCCACGCAGCAUUCCAGUGACAUCCGGCAGCAGACAGGUGUGAUUCUAAAGCAGUUGGCUGCUGAAGCCAGCACCUCAAGUAACCCAGCUUCUGCAGACGAGGCAGAUAGGCUAAGCGGUCCCACCUGUAACAGCCAGGAGCUCUCUGAUAGGCUCCCAGACACAAGCCACAUUAGUUUUGAUGAACUGACAAGUGGAGUGGGAGAAGUACUGUUAUAUUACUGUUACCGGGAGGUGAAAGACCCAGUGAGGCUCUGUGCUUGGCAGAGGUCUCUGUGCCAGCACCUUCAUCUCACUGGCAAGGUGCGCAUUGCUACAGAAGGCAUUAAUGGGACAGUUGGUGGAAGCAAAGUAGCUACCAGUCUUUAUAUAGAGGCAAUGCUUUCCCACCCUCUGUUCAAAACGAUUUUGUGCAGAGAGGAUUUCAAGAGCAGUGCUGGAGGAGCUCACUGUUUCCCAGACCUUCGAGUUGGCGUAUUUGAAGAGAUUGUACCCUUGGGCAUCAAUCCAAACAAAGUCUCCUACAAAGAAACCGGAAUCCAUUUAUCCCCUGAGGAAUUUCAUAAAGAAGUAGAAAAAUAUUUAUCUCAGGCUCCUCAAGCACAAAGCGACACCAUUUUACUGGACUGCAGGAACUUUUAUGAAAGUAAAAUAGGUCAUUUCCAGGGCUGCCUGGCUCCAGACAUCAGGAAGUUCAGCUACUUCCCCAGCUACGUAGACAACAAUCUUGAGCUUUUUAAAAACAAGCGCGUAUUGAUGUACUGUACAGGAGGGAUCCGCUGUGAGCGCGGCUCCGCCUACCUCAGGACCAAGGCUGCAUGCAGGGAGGUUUACCAGCUCAAGGGUGGCAUCCACAAGUACCUGGAAGAGUUUCCGGAUGGGUUCUACCGGGGGAAGCUGUUUGUGUUUGACCAACGUUACACCAUCUCUGCCAAUGAAGAUGUCAUUGCAGAAUGCAGGUACUGCAGGACGCUCUGGGAUCAGUACAAACUGUGCUCCAGCCUGCACUGCCGGCAGCUCGUCCUGACCUGCCCAAGCUGUCGAGCGAAGGGACUCACGGCUUGCUGCCCCGUUUGUCAGGAGAAAGGGCUCAAGCUGGCUUCAAACCCUUCUGGAUGGAUGGUCAAGGAGGAAUGUGACUGCACGGACAGACGGCAGCGGGUCCCAGUCAAACACAUAUGUGGCCUUCAGGGGAGCCCCCUACACACCAGGGGAGUGCUUCCGCCAGAUAAGAAAGCGGCUAAGAUGGAGCCAGGAGACAUGUUCUAGGAGGUCCUGCAAUACUCUGAUGCAGAAAAAAUGGAACGCAGGGAGUGGAGAGAAAUUGAAUGGCAGGACAGAAAAGAAAAUCAGAACUUUUUCUUGGAUGUCACUAAGCAGAUGAUAAAAACAGAGAUGCAUAAGUUUCUCAUAAUACUGCAGUCACAGCAGAUGCAUGCCUUCUCUCCCUUGCAGCACAUUCAGAACUGUUUUCCAUGCCCCACCCCACAACUCCACCCAUGCAUUCCCUUAUGCUUUCUGGAACAUCUCCGUUUUCCAUUCAUCCCACCCCCUCAAACAGCUUUCAAAAUUAUAGCUGGACCUAUGCACAGCUCUUCCAUGGUCCCUUCUUUUCCCACUAAGCGUUUGUGUGUGUGUUGAUUGUUUAUUUAGUAAAAACAAAGAAUCUGAAAGAUAACUGCUCUUUAGUUAUGUCCUACAAAUUGAGAUAGCAGGCAGCAGCAAGACAUAUACAGGCAGUUUAAUCCUUUGCUUACUGAAAUCCUAGACCGUGAAUCAUCACAAGUACUUCCUAAGAAAACUCGAUUUAAUAAAUCAUUGCAGUUUGCAGCAUAGAAAUAUACAUUAUUGGUUCUCAUUCUCAAAGUGUUGUCUCAAAGCUUCCUUGACUCGAAUUGCCCCACCCCAUUGUGCCCCUCUAAUAGCCCUGGUAUCAGGCUGUUCAAAAUCAGCUGCCAGGUGCAGUGCAUCAGUAGUCCACCCCUGAGCAAACCUUUCACCUUACCCUCACAAAUAUUAUGCAGCAUACAAUAGGCAGCUAUGACCAUGGGAAUAUUCUCCUCAUUCAGAUCUAGCCUGCCAAAGAGGCAUCACCAACACGCCUUUAAUCUGCCAAAUGCACAUUCCACAGUCAUCCUGAACCUAUUAUAGAAGCACUCCCUACUGCUAUCCAGGUUUCCUGUGUAAGGCUUCAUGAGCCAUGGGACUAAGGGGUAUGCUAGUCUCCCAGGACCACUAUGGGCAUUUCAAAAUCCCCCACUAGCAUCUUCUGGUCUGGAAAAAAAGUCCCUGUUUGCAGCUUUCUGUAUAGGCUGGUUGU